AUGCCCGCCACGGCGUCCCGUGCAGUGCUCCGGCAAUCGCAGUUCCUCGUUCGGAGGACUGCCGUGAGGCACGCCUCCUCCACCUCCGAGAAGGCCGGUGAGGCUGCGCAGUCCGCUGCCUCCAAGGCCUCCGAUGGUCUCUCUCGUGUCUCUUCUGCCGCCGGUCCCGCCCUGUCUGGCGCUGCCCAGUCGCUCAGAAAGAUUGGCGGCCGGACCGGAAAGGUCAUCUCUUUCGUCGACUCAGUCUCCCGUUCUACUUCUCUUGAUAUCGGUCAUUCGAUGAAAGUGAAGGACAUCGGGGUGAUGAAUCUGUUCAUCGGCUCCAUGAUACCCCCCACUCUUUACUACUCGAAAGUCGGCCUUGAGCUGGCCAGACUCGUCUUCCGUGGCCAGAACAUGAGCCCCCCGAACUUGGUCACUUUCCAGUCGUACUUCCAGCCUCUGAUCAACGGCUUCCGCAACCCUGCGACCCUGAAGAACGCCAACUUCGUAUCACCCGGCGACAUCCUGGCCCGUGUCCGCGGCGCCAGCAAGAAGGAGAUCGCCCUGGCGGGUGUGACCGCCGCCGAGGUCAUCGGUUUCUUCACUGUCGGCGAGAUGAUCGGCCGCAUGAACAUUGUCGGCUACCGGGGCCACGCUGAGCACCACGGCGACCACUAA
Aspergillus candidus is the source of this 660-nucleotide messenger RNA. RefSeq names its product F1F0 ATP synthase subunit g. Gene Ontology annotation, molecular function: proton transmembrane transporter activity. The transcript has 4 exons. Gene Ontology annotation, biological process: proton motive force-driven ATP synthesis. The coding region runs from base 1 to 660 and encodes 219 amino acids. The record is from RefSeq and is a predicted model, not a curated record. Lineage: Eukaryota; Fungi; Ascomycota; Eurotiomycetes; Eurotiales; Aspergillaceae.